AUGGCGGAGGGAGACACUAAAAUCAACAGUCAUAAUGGAACCCCCAGUCCAAGAUCGCCUUCGGCUGAAUCAGACAGUUCAAAUUCCUCCAAAGGAAGUAACAAGACCAAUCAAAUUGCAGCUCAACUACGACCCUCUUUACAGGGGUCAUGUCGAUCAGUUUCAUCUUCAAACAUUUCAGUGAAUACGUCGAAUCUUGCAUCACAGAGAAAACCUCAUACAUCGAGACUCAAAACUCACAAUAGGUCAUUGUCACAUAAUAAGUUAUUGAACAAGUUGUCAUCAUCAACUGCGCCUGCAGCAGUCCGACCAAACCUAAAUCGGUCCAAAUCUACUGAUGGGUUGACUAAAAGUGGGCGACAUUCAAAUAUUGUAAAAAGGAACAAUAGGUCAUUUACAAAACUAACUGGCUUACAACCCUUGUCAAAAACAGUUUCCAACCACUCUGUGAAAUCAAACAAGUCAAAUACAUCGCUUAAAGGUCUAGGCGGGGGUACGUCCACCGGAGGAAUCAAACCCAGUGCACGCAAAGGAACGGCAACUUUGAGUUUGGAGGAUGACAAGGAAUAUGAAGAUGUUGAUGAACCCCCAGAUGAAGGUGAUGAUGUGGUUGCCCCGCAGCCCGAAAGAUUUGAUAGCCAGGAAACAGUCUCUACCACCCAUCUGAGCUCGAAUCAAAAUAUUCCUAGUUUGUAUGAACAGAUUAACAGAAUUUUGCCAGACCCUUCACCUCAAAAUGAGGAUGAGCGCCCCAAACUUGACGUCGUGGAAGAGGUAAAAGCCCUUGAAGAUAAACCACAGAACCGUGUGGAGACAAAGAGACCCGAUUUGAUAUCGUCUGUGCAGAGCUCGACUGAUGACGUCAACAAUUUGUAUGGAAGCUCGUUACUUUUAUCCCAAUCCACUGGAGUGGUUCGGAAAGUUGAUCCAAUCAAUGCAAGAGUAAGUGAGGUUUAUCCUAACAGACAGAAUGCAGCAGAUCAUCAACUGGAAUCUGUCAGUGGAAUUUCAUUCAAGGCCAAUCCCAUGGAGGCAGUGAAUAAUAAAAAUAUUGCAAAGCCAGUGACCACUAAUCAAAACGUGAGCCAAAACAACUCCUACCAACCCGAUCAAACUAUUUUCUCGAAUUUGCAAAGAACAAACAAUCAACUCCAACAGAGCAGGCAAAACGGGGGUGACCGUGUACCUGAGACGCGAGCUGCUCCGUCUACCAAUAGAACUCUGAAUCCAUUGAGCAAUGGUGCUAACAACUACAGUGAGUUUCUUCGAAGCACAUCAUCAUCUUCUAAUCUGCCACACGGUGCAUCAAAAAACAUUGAAACCAGAACACAGCAGAAACUUUGGUUACAAAGGGAGAACUCGCUUUUGGAUGUCACCAACAUGGACCCGUCAAGAAGGUCCAACUUUUCCAACUUGUCUUUAAACAAUAUAAUGUUUUCCCACAACUACAAUCAAAGCCAAUCCAAUGGUCAAUUGUCGAGUAAUCCCAACUCGUACCAAGGUCAACAUAAUCUAUCCUCCUCCCUUGGCCCUUUGACGCCAAUCACUCCUGGCCCAGUACAAGGCGUUCCAGGUUUCAACAACGGAACUAUAACCCCAGAACGGGGUAUGUCGAGUGUCAACGUAAAUGGUUUGCUUCAUAUGAUUCAAAAUGCACACCAAAAUUCGAUUCAAUCAAGAACUGAAUUUGAACGACUCAAUAGAGAGUAUCUCAAUGUCAGACGUCAUUUGAAUCCUGUUGGUGAAAGCUUAAACAGACUUCAAAGUAAGAAUAGUGACAAGAGUGAGAUUACAGUUGCCAAGUCAAAGAAGCGUCCUGAUGGUGGCAAUACGAACGCAAACACAUUUGAAGAAUAUGCGCCGUCCUUUCACGCUAGGCAGGCAGAUACCAUGGGGACAGUCAACAAGAUAUGGCACGAUGCAAUAUUGUGGACCUUGUCUGCUUCUAGAGUAGGAUCAUUUUCACAAGAGAAUACAGCAAAUCAACAAAUGCACACGCCUGUGCACAGAAUGUCAUCUUUCGGACAAAAUUCACCUUACAAUAAACAUCCACAACUUCAGACUAAUCGAGUUGUUAAGCUUGGCCAGAACCAGUCAAUGCACAAUGAUUAA
Molecule: messenger RNA, 2112 nt
Organism: Lodderomyces theae
Lineage: Eukaryota; Fungi; Ascomycota; Pichiomycetes; Serinales; Debaryomycetaceae
Gene: TCO89
Product: Tco89p
Exons: 1
Coding region: 1-2112 (703 amino acids)
Biological process (GO): TOR signaling
Cellular component (GO): TORC1 complex; fungal-type vacuole membrane
Source: RefSeq, a predicted model, not a curated record